Molecule: messenger RNA, 1704 nt
Organism: Durio zibethinus
Lineage: Eukaryota; Viridiplantae; Streptophyta; Magnoliopsida; Malvales; Malvaceae
Product: protein disulfide-isomerase like 2-1-like
Biological process (GO): protein folding
Cellular component (GO): endoplasmic reticulum
Molecular function (GO): protein disulfide isomerase activity
Source: RefSeq, a predicted model, not a curated record
CAAAUGAAACUAUGCCACGUCGUCGAUUAGGGUAGAGAUUACGGUGUUCCGUCUGACCACGUCCGUCCUUUAAACUUUUUUCCCCGUUAGUCCACAGCUACAACCAAACAAGCCUACCCAAGAUAUCAGUAUGCUCGAAGAAAAAUAUAUUUUAUGCAAAAUAUUAUAGAAUAUUUUUAUUUAAUUUAAUAAAAGUAAAAAAUGAAAAAGGAGAAAUCUUCCGCUUCUAAAAUUCUCCUUUAGCCGGGGAAAAAAAUAAAUAUCGAAAACCAGGGAAGUAGAGAAAACAGAGGAAGCUAGAUACAAAAGACAAACAAAGAAAUGGAGAAGUCUCAGAUCUGGUUAGCCUUUGGAACCUUAGGCUUGUUAUUGGCAUCAGCUUUGGCCGAAGACGUCAUCGUUCUAACUGAAGAAAACUUCGACAAGGAAGUUGGUCAAGACAGAGGAGCUCUCGUCGAGUUCUAUGCUCCUUGGUGUGGGCACUGUAAGAAGUUAGCUCCCGAGUAUGAGAAGCUUGGCGCAAGUUUUAAGAAUGCUAAAUCGGUCUUGAUUGGAAAGGUGGACUGUGACGAGCAUAAGAGUUUAUGCAGCAAAUAUGGUGUUCAAGGCUACCCAACUAUUAAGUGGUUUCCUAAAGGCUCUUUGGAGCCUAAAAAGUAUGAAGGACCACGCAACGCAGAGUCACUUGCUGAGUUUGUGAACACUGAAGGAGGGACCAAUGUGAAGAUAGCCACUUUGCCAUCCAAUGUUGCAGUGCUAGGUGCUGAUAAUUUUAAUGAACUUGUCCUCGAUGAGACCAAAGAUGUAUUGGUUGAGUUUUAUGCACCCUGGUGUGGUCAUUGCAAAAACCUUGCUCCUACCUAUGAAAAGGUAGCGACAGCAUUUAAAUCAGAAAAAGAUGUAGUGAUAGCUAAUCUAGAUGCUGACAAAUACAAGGAUCUAGCUGAAAAGUAUGGAGUAAGUGGGUAUCCAACAUUGAAAUUUUUUCCAAAAGGCAACAAAGCUGGUGAAGACUACGAUGGCGGCAGGGAUCUAGAUGACUUUGUUACUUUUAUCAAUGAGAAGUGUGGCACCAGUCGUGAUACAAAAGGGCAGUUAACUUCAAAGGCUGGUAUUUUGUCAAGUUUGGAUGCAUUGGUGAAGGAGUUUGUGGCUGCUAGCAAUGAUGAGAAGAAAGCAGUCUUCUCUAAAAUUGAAGAGGAAGUUGAGACGCUUAAGGGUUCCACUGCGAGGUAUGGAAAAAUAUACUUGAAAGCUGCUAAAAGCUGCUUGGAGAAAGGUGCUGAUUAUCCCGAAAAGGAAAUUGAGCGGCUUCACCGUAUUCUUGACAAGUCAAUAAGCCCAGCAAAAGCUGAUGAAUUCACGGUCAAGAAGAAUAUCCUAUCAACAUUUGCAUGAAAUUCUUAGAUCACUGUAUUUCGCUUGUCUAGUGCAGCGGUGGAUUUUCUGACUAGUUUUCGAGUAUUGAUUUUCCUCCCAGUGGGGGAAUAUAGUGUUUCACUCUAAUUUUAAUCUUGAGGGGAUCUUUCAGUAGCAAAGCCCUAGGCCUUGAUUGCAAUUAAGCACAUGCGUGCAGCCGUAGAGUAGUAAACAACUUUCUUUAUGAGAACUAUUACCAGUUAGAGCUGUGAUUUUAUUCGGCAUUUCCUCAAAUGUGUGCCAUUCUUUUCGUAUGAUAGCCUUUCUUUAACCUUUUGAAUUAAA